Molecule: messenger RNA, 6703 nt
Organism: Danio aesculapii
Lineage: Eukaryota; Metazoa; Chordata; Actinopteri; Cypriniformes; Danionidae
Gene: znf532
Product: zinc finger protein 532
Exons: 9
Coding region: 1080-4913 (1277 amino acids)
Source: RefSeq, a predicted model, not a curated record
GCAUUUAACUUAUUUACAUCCAUUUAACUGACUGAAUUCUGUGGAUUCUCCAUCUCAGUUAGAGAUGCUUUUCAGACAGAGAUUUUAUAUAGCACGCAUUAGUCAUUCACAUACAGUGUAUCCAGAAAGUUUUCAUAGCGCAACCUUUCAUCAGGUUGGAUAGGAAGCGACGGUGUACAGCCAUUUUCAGAUCACUCCAGAGAUGUUCAAUAGGAUUUAGGUCUGGGCUCUGGUUGGGCCACUCAAGGACAUUCACAGAGUUGUUGUGAAGCCACUCCAUUAAUCUUUAGGCGGUGUGAUUUGGAUCAUUGUCCUGCUGGAAGACAACUUUCGCCCCAGUCUGAGGUCAAGAGCACUCUGAAGCAGGUUUUCAUUAAGGAUGUCUCUGUAAAUUGCUGCAUUCGUCUUCUGAAAAAUAUCAUCACAGCAUGAUGCUGCAACCACCUUGCUUCACUGUAGGGAUGGUAUUAGACUGGUGAUGAGUGGUGCCUGGUUUUCUCCAAACAGAACUCCUGGCAUUCACUCCAAAGAGUAAUUUUAGACUCUUGAAUUUUAGACUCAUCAGACCAGAGAAUUUUGUUUCUUAUGGUCUGAGAGUCCUUCAGAUGCCUUUUGGCAAAUUCCAGGCGGGGAGUGGCUUCCGUCUGGCCACUCUACCAUACAGGCCUGAUUGGUGGAUUGCUGCACAAAUAGUUGUCUGUCUGUAAGGUUCUCCUCUCUCCACAGAAGACCGCUGGAGCUCUGACAGAGUGACCAUCAGGUUAUUGAUCACCUCCCUGACUAAAGCCCUUCUCCCCCGAUCACUGAGCUUAGAUGGCCGGCAAGCUCUAGGAAGAGUCCUGGUGUUUCCAAACAUCUUCCACUUUUGGAUAAUGGAGGCCACUGUGCUCAUUGAAACUUUCAGAGCAGCAGAAUCUUCUAUAACCUUCCCCAGCCUUGUGCCUGGAGACAAUCCUGUCUCAGAGCUCUACAGACAAUUCCUUUGUCUUCAUGCUUGGUUUGUGCUUUGACAUACACUGGCAACCCUGGGACCUUAUAUAGGUGAAUGCCUUAGGUGUUAAGCUCAUUUUCAUGAGACCAUGGGCGACAUGAAAACCCCAGACUUUGAUGAUCUGCUUGCGGCCUUUGACAUUCCUGAUAUGGUUGACCCCAAGGCUGCCAUUGAGUCUGGCCAUGAUGAUCAUGAGGGACAGCUCAAACACAGUGCCCACCAUGAAGAGGACUCCCAUGCCACCUCUGGUCCAGAUGUCGGGGUUAGUGUUAUUGUUAAGAACGUUCGAAAUUUUGAUGUCUCUGAACAUCUUUCAGAGAAGGAUGUUCAUCCAACUGUGGGAAAUGGAUUGCACAAUGGAUUCUUGCCUGUGUCGCCCAACAACAGAUACAGAAAAGAGAGUGACAAGCUUCAAAAAGGAGAAAUCCAUGGGAUGGCAGGAAAUAUCUCCACAUUUAACCAGUUUAGUCCAAUCUCUAGUGCAGAGGAGUUUGAUGAUGAUGACAAGAUUGAAGUAGAUGACCCUGCAGACAAACAAAGUCAUUUAUCAUUUAGGCCAAACCCUUUAACUGGUUCGGGUGCAAAGAUGGAAGAGCCUCGUUCUCAACACACAAAACCAGAUUGUGCAUCAAGGCUGAGAACAAAUGGCAACUGCCAUAAGCUAAAAGUUGAGAAUGGCAGCACCAAUGGAACAAUAGGGCAUGCAAAACUGCAUGACUCUCAAAAACCAAGAAAAAAACAAGAGGAACACUCGAAAGAAACCUCCACAUCUCAAGAAGCAAAAGAACAUGCAGAACCAGUUGUUGAGUUGAGUGUGACCAACUUUUCCCAAGCCAAGGCCAAAUCAUCUGCAAAGCUAUCAUCCUGCAUUGCUGCAAUUGCAGCAUUGAGUGCAAAGAAAGCUAGCACAGAAACAGUGCCUCCAGAAUCCAUAGCUACCACUCGAGAUUCACCCAGAGAGACUAAAGAGAUCCCAAAAGUUACAGAAAAAUCACUAAACCAGGACUCUACGCUGGAGCUUGGCAGGAAGGUGCUCAUAAAACAACCUGAUAGUCCUAGCAGUGUUACAAGUGAAAGCAGCAGCAAAGAGUCUCCUACUUCUCCUGCAGGAUCCAUACCAGUCAUUCCCAAAGUUCGCAUUAAAACGAUCAAGACAUCUUCAGGGCAGAUCAAGAGGACAGUUACUAGAGUCCUGCCUGAGUUUGAUCCUGAUGGCUUGAAGAAGGGUAUUGAUUCUUCAUCCAAUGUUGUGUCUUCUCUCCUGUCCUCAUCAACUUUGCCAACCACAGUAGUAGCAACUUCCGGAGGCUCUGCCAUUGAGGUAACUAAACAAAUGACUAUCAAACCUGUGGCCACUGCCUUCUUGCCUGUCUCAGCUGUCAAAACAGCAGGGUCACAAGUGAUUAACCUGAAACUUGCCAACAAUACCACUGUAAAGGCCACAGUCAUACCAGCGGCAUCUGUUCAGAGUGCCAGCAGUGCCAUCCUUAAAGCUGCUAAUGCCAUUCAGCAACAAACUGUCAUGGUGCCUGCUUCCAGUCUAACAAACACCAAACUUGUGCCAAAGACUGUCCACUUAACCAACUUAAAUCUCUUGCCUCAGAAUCGAUCAUCGGCUGAGCUACACCAGGCCCUGACCAAGCCCCAACAGCCCAUCAAGCAAGCCCUGUUGGCCCAACAGCAACAAAAGAAGGUGUCUCGGGUCCAGGUCCUAACCAGUUCCCAGAGCUCAGUGGUGGAGGCCUUUAAUAAAGUUCUAAGUAGCAUUAAUCCUGUCCCAGUUUAUGUACCCAAUCUAAGCCCUCCAACUUCUGCCUGUAUAUCGUUACCAUCCCGUGGAUAUAAGUGCUUGGAAUGUGGUGAUUCCUUUGCCCUGGAAAAAAGUCUCACUCAACAUUAUGACCGUAGAAGUGUCCGCAUUGAGGUCACUUGCAACCACUGCACCAAAAAUCUGGUCUUCUACAACAAGUGCAGCCUUCUAUCACAUGCUAGGGGCCACAAAGACAAAGGUGUUGUAAUGCAGUGUUCACAUCUCAUACUAAAGCCAAUUCCAGCUGACCAGAUGAUCCUGGCCCCCUCGGUAACUUCCAGUGCUCCCACCUCUUCAGCUAACCUUGGAUCCUCGAUAGCAGGGAGUCAAGGGAAGGGAAACUCAACCACAGUGAUCUCUGCGCCCUCUUCUGCCCCUGUUGUUGCUGCCAUGCCUCUUGAUAAGGAUGCCUCCAAGGUCUGCAGAUCGAAUCUGAAGUGCUUGGAAUGUAAUGAGAUGUUUCAGGAAGAGUCAGCUCUUGUAAUGCACUACCAGCAGGCUCCUGAAUCAAGUGGACAGAAAACCUGCACCAUUUGCCAAAUGCUGCUGCCAAACCAGUGUAGCUUUGCCUCCCAUCAGCGCAUCCAUCAGCACAAGUCUCCGUAUAUCUGCCCUGAAUGUGGAGCUAUCUGUCGAUCUGUCCAUUUUCAAUCCCAUGUGACCAAGAACUGCCUGCACUACACACGCCGUGUGGGCUAUCGCUGUGUUCACUGUAGUGUCAUCUUCGCCGACGUUGCCGCUCUCAAGUCACACAUUCAGGGAUCCCACUGUGAAAUCUUCUACAAAUGCCCCAUCUGCCCCAUGGCUUUUAAAUCGGCCCCUGGUGCACAUUCCCAUGCCUACACCCAGCAUCCAGGAGUUAAAAUCGGAGAGCCUAAGCUGAUCUACAAGUGUUCUAUGUGUGACACAGUUUUUACCCAGCAGACUUUGCUCUACACGCACUUUGACCAGCACAUAUCCAGUCAGAAAGUGUCUGUCUUCAAGUGUCCAGACUGUUCGGUGCACUACGCCCAAAAGCAGCUCAUGUUGGAUCAUAUUAAAUCGAUGCAUGGCACCUUAAAGACCAUCGAGGGCCCUCCAAACCUGGGCAUUAAUCUUCCUCUCAGCUCCAAACCUACUAAUUCCCUGAGUCCCAAUAACAACAGCAACAACAAGGAGAGCGGCUCCAUCAGCUGCCUGGAGAAGGGAGAGAAGAAACCAGCAUCACCGACAAAGAAGAGCAGUAAUGGGACAGACCUUCCCAAAACCUCCUGCCCAGGCUGGAACUGCAGAGAUUGCGACCGCUUGUUCACACAGAGAGAAGUCUACAUCUUGCACAUGAAAAGAGAGCAUGGGAAGCAACUGAAAAAGCAUCCGUGUCGGCAGUGUGAAAAGUCCUUCAGUUCCUCUCACAGCUUAUGCAGACACAACCGAAUCAAACACAAGGGCCUACGGAAGGUUUACUCGUGUCCACACUGUCCUGAUCCAAGUCGAACCUUCACAAAAAGACUGCUGUUAGAGAAACACGUUCAUUUGAUGCAUGCCGUUAAAGAGACCGAAGACAAGCUUCCAGCAGAUUCCAGCAGCAACGAAGCCAUGGCGGACAAAGAGCAGGUUCCCAGUCCCAAAAGAAAGCUCCGCUCUGAAGAGGAAGACGCUGGUGGCCAAGAGGAAGCGGAAGAACCCAAAGGAGACGUGACUUCCUGUCAGCGGCCGAAGAGCUCGUCCCUACAACCUCUAAAGAAGCUGAAGAUCAACGUCUUUAAAACGCACAAAUGCGCUGUGUGCAGCUUCACCACUGAAGACAUUGUGCGUUUCCACGAGCACAUUCCCCAGCACAAGACCGACGUCUCGUCCUUCCAGUGCCGCGAAUGUGGCCUGUGCUACACCUCACACCAUUCGCUUUCACGACACCUCUUCAUCGUGCACAAGCUGAAAGAGCCGCAGGGAUUUGGGCGGCACAACGGGCAGCAGGAGAACACACCAAACCCCGAGGACAACGGCGGCAUCCCAGACACUCAAUGCAAAGUAUGUUCAAAGACAUUCGAAACAGAGGGAGCCUUAAACACACACAUGCGGACGCACGGAAUGGCCUUCAUUAAGUCCAAGCGACAGAGUGCAGCUGAGAAGUAAGAAUGGAGUUGGUUUAUAAGGAAUUAUUUGUUUGUAUAUUGUACAGUCCCAAGUCUGGUACAAAAGGUUGGGGUGUUUUGUGAAAUGCAAUGGAAUCAAGAAUAUGUGAAGGCUGGAUUAUACUUCUGCAUUAAGUGAUCGUCGCAUGCCUUGUGUAGUCGUGCAUUUAUACUUCUGCAUUCUGUUUGUGUUGCUCUGCUAUAACACUUCUGAAACACUAGCAAGGCAGGGGGGUUUAAUGUUCCUUUGUGUCGAGAUUCUUUGUUUUUAAAGGGGUGGUCCACUACAAUGUCGUAUUUUAAACUUUAGUUGAUGUGUAAUGUAGCUGUGAACAUAAACAACAUCUCUGAAUGUAAUACGCUUAAAGUUCAAUACAAAGGGAGACACUGGCUUUUAUAUAGUUAACUUAGCAAGGCCUACAUCGAAUGAAGUUUGGGCACUACAAAGAAAAUACAUUCGGGUUAGUGAGAUCACAAAUGCUUCAGGCUACGCGCAUUAACCCCGUGCAGUGAAGGGGCGUGGCCAGAGAAACUGUAAUGUUAUAGCAGGGAAAGCUAAAAUGCCGUUCAAAUGCUACUGUUUCCACAGAGCUUUUCUGUUUCUGUAUUUGGGCUUCCAACGGUCAUGACACAAAGAGAGCAAUGCUUACAAUUUAAUUUAAUUAUGUUCCAGAGAAUUAUAAAAAUAUAUAGCUAGCAUUUGACAAAGGACAGCUUCCAGAAUUUCUCCCAGUUCAGUGCUGGAUUCAGCUAAAAAGUCCUCAAAGGAUGAGCAGCUCCAACCAUAAUAGACGAAGCUGUGGAUUGUGAGCCACAAUCUGUAAGUGUCUUUAUUUGUUCAAUCAAUUUCAUGCAAUUUGAUGCACAGUGUCUAGCGGUAAUGGUAUGUUGUUGCGAGGAUGUAAACAAAGAUGUAAAAAACGGGAAAUGCUGUUUGACACCGUCAACAAUUUAGCUACAAAUUCAUAUUUAUUCGUCAAACCACUGUAAACACCCACAAUUUUCACCAACGCUGCAGUGUCUCUCUAUACGGCUGCUUUCUCUGCGUUCUACAUCUCAAAUAACAAACUUGCAAAAGAUAUGUGAAUAAGACACUUUUCAGAUUUUAUUUUAGAGAGCAGGCGUAAGAUUUAGCUGUGUCCUUUGUGUUAUUUUCUUUCUUACUUAGGCUCAAACUGAUACGGCUAACAGCUACUCUGACUGACAUUGUUUUCACAGCACAAAAGCGCGUGCUAGAGGCUUGAAGCUUUUUCUGUUGACAUGGACCCAUUCCGUGAAUUACAGCACAUUAUGUUAGCUGACCAAUCAGAGCCUCCUGAGGUCGGGCCUUUUGAAGGAACUAGGAAAUAUUUCAUUUUUAUGUCAGUUGAGUAGCUGUAUAUAAUCAAAGUUUGAUAUAUGAAAAACGUGAUAUUUUUACAAGUAAAGCAUGGGCACACAUUGAUUUGCAUCUUAAUAACACAACCAAGCCUUAAAAUGACACUCUGGACCACCCCUUUAAUGCUACCUUACUGUUCAAGUAGCUCAAACUCACUCAUUCAGAAGCAGGAACCGGCGGACAUGCAACAACUUUAACCAUAAGGUAAUCACAAAACAAAAGUUUCCAUCUGGAGCUCCUCCAGAAGUAUAAAUCAGCCUUGAUUGUUAAAACGACACUUCACCCAAAAAUAAAAGUUUAGAACCACGAGAAGUAGAUGAUCAGGAAAUUUUCAAGAAUUUUUUUUUUUGUUGUUGUUGAACACAAAACAAGAUAUUCUGAAGAAUGUUGGAGAAAAAAGCCACCAGCUAUUU